AUGUCCGAAGAACAGCAGAACGAUGAGAAUGAUGUGAAACGACAAAAGGAGCUGAAACAGAAAUGCGCGGAUAUGACGAAACAAAUCCAAAAUCUUACCGAAGAAGUAGCAAAAUUGAAUACCGAUUUAAAGCUGUCGAAAGAAGCCCAUGAAGCAGAUCGAGCACUGUGGGCUGUGGAAAAGUCACACAUCAAGCCAAAUAAAUCAGCAGCCCUCGGCAACAGUACUGUUGCUAAUGCGCAGAACAUUAAGGUUAAAAAUUAUGGCUUUCUGACAACUAUUGUCUUCCAUCCGAAGCGGAAAGGCAUGACUGACUGA
Molecule: messenger RNA, 318 nt
Organism: Gongylonema pulchrum
Lineage: Eukaryota; Metazoa; Nematoda; Chromadorea; Rhabditida; Gongylonematidae
Source: the annotation of a GenBank genome assembly